AGUAUAUAUGGAGUAAUACCUUAUAUUGCACCAGAAAUAUUUAAAGGCGUCAAAUUUUCUAAAUCAUCUGAUAUUUAUUGUAUGAUUAUGUGGGAAUUAACAACUGGUUGUAAACCUUUUGCUAAUGUUGAACAUGAUGUUGAUUUAAUUUAUAAAAUUAUUGAUGGAAAACGGCCUAAUAUUACUGAUGGCACUCCCGAAGAUUUUGCUAAUUUAAUGAAAAUCCUGAUCCUAAAAAGAGACCUUCAGCAACUGAUGUUUGUGAAAUUUUUAAUUCUUGGUCAAAUAUGGGAAUGGAUGCCAAAUAUUUUAAUCAAGCUGAAGAAAAUAUAUUACAAAAGAAUAUGUGUUCGAUAUAAACUAAUUGUUUUGGCCAAUUCAGUAUCAAAAUAA
Molecule: messenger RNA, 393 nt
Organism: Rhizophagus irregularis DAOM 181602=DAOM 197198
Lineage: Eukaryota; Fungi; Glomeromycota; Glomeromycetes; Glomerales; Glomeraceae
Source: RefSeq, a predicted model, not a curated record